Molecule: messenger RNA, 16843 nt
Organism: Spirometra erinaceieuropaei
Lineage: Eukaryota; Metazoa; Platyhelminthes; Cestoda; Diphyllobothriidea; Diphyllobothriidae
Source: the annotation of a GenBank genome assembly
AUGUCGAAUACCGAGCUGGCCGUCCUGGCUACUACUCUUUGUAUCAUUAUUCACUUUGCAGCAAUUUGGGGCUCCACCUUUGAGAAGCGUUGGACACUAGUAAUUUCGGUGGAACCGUUAUAAAUGUUUUUAGCGUGAGCGUCUAGAAACUCACUACAAGCGCCACAAGGCCUCGGACAAACGGAAGAUUAUCAUUGAUGUCGAAAUCGCCGAGCAACUAAAGGGAAUAGCCUCCCCAACUGUUUGGGAUAUUUUACCAAUUUAUCUCGUUCGAGUGUUGUUUGGUUUUAUCAAGUCCAUUCCGUCGCAAAUUUCCUCUAUGGUCAAACUGGUCAAAGAUCUCGCAGAGCAAAAGAGAAGGACUAAAGAAGAAAUCAAAGGUACUGCUACAUUUCGUAAACACUAUAACAUAUUCCCCCAGUUGGUCGACCAUCCGUCAAUUUUCACUCCUGUGCUUCGCGUGUUUUCCUUCUUCGUAUUUCAUCUGAAUGGGUGAAUCGUCCUAGUUCUUCUAUAUCGCCCCUGCUAUCUUAACACACACCAGAUGUCCUUAGAUUUUGUUUUAACGAGUUGAUUUGUGAAAGUUUUCUCUUGCCCCCUCAUCAGUCCGCUCCCCACUUUUCAUAAGUCAUUAUUUCACUUGUCACAGUUAACCACAUAACUUUUUGUUAACCAUUUUCAGUUAGUCAUAAGGGGGUCGACUGUCUCAAACCAGUAAAACUACCAUCAACUUGCCGUAGAGCCUUAGGAAUCCUUAUGUUCUAGCGAACUGGUAUCAUGCUUUACAGUGCAUAAGACUAACAGCUCUAUCAUUGUUACAUGUUUUUCCACCUUUUUAUAUUUGACGAACCCCCAAUCUCUAUUAGUGAAACAACUGGUAUAAUAGCCUAAUUUGCUGUGUCUCCUAGACUAUCGAAAAGCAUAACACUCGUGAUGAUCUAACCCGAGCAUAACGCGAGUGGUUUUUUCAAAAGAAGUGGGAACUGCCGGUCCCAGCGUUUUCAUCCUAGAAAAACGAAAUAAACGUAAAUUCACUCAGAAAUUCCUACUCAUCUGAUAAUUACGUCGAUCUUGCUUCGUCACUGCCUUAAAAGUCUGUGUGGAAUGGCAUGCACUGGAGUAUAUUUUAAACAGCCUUCUGCUGGCUUUCUUACGUCUUCAUUCAUAAGUAGCUUUCAAUUAAUGUUACGCAGCAGUCGUAAUGAAGCCAUCUGGUGUGGUAUUUUUACGCAUCAGUCCACUUUUGCAUUUAUUUACGAAACCUUACUUUCCUUGAAACGUACGCUCAAGGAGACCCUUGGUUUUACCUUGUUUCACAUGCGUAAAUAUUUCCUUGUGGAAGCAUCUAUAUGCCGCGUUUUAAGCCUUUUUUUAAAUUGUCAUAUUUGGAAUCUAUGUGCAUAUCAGAGAUGGAGAAGCUGGAAGAAGAGCGAAGACUGCGGAAGACUCUUAAGAAAAAGCACCAGCCUGAGAAACCCCCACAAGAUCACUUGGAUGUGGACGUGUCACUGAUGUCGACUUUUUCACCUGACAAUCUGAGGGUGUCAACUGACGAACUUUGCGAAGUAGACAACGGGCCAGUAACCGCUAAGGUUUGUUGUUUCCAAAUAUUUACUUUUAAUGUUUGCUGUUUGUGCGAGCGUUUCUGACAAUCACAAUUUCAACAUUCGAAUGAUCUUCAUGUUUCGUUUCGACGAUCAAAAUAACUAGCCCUAGAGUCGAUCCAGAUCGCAGAUCCGCAAAAUCACUAUCGAUGCAUAUUCGUAUUCAUCACGCCUCAUUCCAUAAAGUAUCGUAGACAUGACCACAAAGUACGGCUAUGAUCAUGCCUGAUCGCGACAUGACCAUUUGCAGCAGUGGAUCUCGAGAUCUCAACCGCUCUCUUCCCCUCCCACGGUGACCGAAUAUUGAGGGUCCGAAGAUCACCACCGUGUCUUGACGGGUUGUGUUAGACCGAGUUUUAGGCUGACCACCUCUUCGACGCUUCCACGUAUUCAGCGGUUUCGGAUCCAGGGCAGCAACAUUGAGGACGUGCCCAAAUCACCCCGGUUGUUCUUAUUGGAUGAUUUGAGGUAUCCUCAUGAUGUUGUCCCAGCGAGUUCAGAUUGUCAUAUUCGACGCCAAGUCAGUAUGCUUCGCUCGAAGGAUAGUCCUCAGUCAGCGAUGGUCAGGUGCCUCCCUUUUCCACUUUUCUUAUACGCGCACGACCCAACAUUCACAUCAUUAUAGAAGGUCCGGCUGGACGAAUACCAGAUAGGGGUAUCACGCCGGAUCCAUAGACCCGGCGAACAUCAUCGAUUCACCUUUACUCCACCCAUUUGGUAGAAAUUUCACCCCGGGAUAUUAAAAACUGUCUACGUCCUCAAGGUGAUACCCAUUUAUCUCGAAUGAUGCCUUUACCAGGCCAGAAACGCAACUUGAGAGCACGUUUGCCCUCCCACCGUUUCUGGAUAAAUCUACCGAUUUAACGACAUUUGCUCAUGACACUACAUUUUGCGGGACAUCAAAGCUUGACACCAGAAGGGUGGUGUCUGUAGUGUAAUCGGAGUCAGUCUAGUGAAACCUGGUUUCAAAUUCAACACCUUUAGAAUCGCGUAGAACCCUGCCGAGGGUUUUGUCAUUAGUCAAUGACAGAAGGGGCAGCAGUAUGCAACCUUGUCAAACGCCAGAUCAAAUGCGAAUGGCUGUGAGGCAUAUUUGUAUAGCAGCACUCAUGCAGCAGUGGAGCAAUCGCAAUUAUUUUUGUGAUAUCAGGACGCUUUCUAUGUGACCCCUUGUACGCAGAGGGGAUGGACAUAGUCUGUUCCCUAGACGUCAGUUCCUACAUCAUGCAUUAAUCUGCUACCAUGAACCCAGCUCCGGAACCUUAAACUGACUAGAAGGUAGUCUGUCUAGCUGGCCGUAGGACCAGAGUCUGAACUCUGGUUCCGUAGAUGUUUGCAGGGAUGCUGGAAGCAUGUUUUGGUGGCGACUGGCUGACCAUGGUCGGCAAAACUCAAAAAAAAAUUUCACCUUGGUCACACCGUGAACCAGGCCCUGAGCGGUCAAUAGGUGAUUGUUUGAAGAGCAAACAGUGUACGUGCUUCGCUUAUUGCAAGCGGAAGGCCUUCACACCGCGUCUAACGAAGCAGUCGCAUGAAUUUUUGUGAUAGAUGGUGCUGUACAAGUUGACCCCCUGGUCCGAGAGCCUGUAUUGGAUGUACGGACUUCGGGCGAGCAGCGAGCAUCCAAGUUGUCCUGAUGAAGACUGCACACCGUCGGACUUCGAGUACUGGGGUUAAGCAAUGUUCACGUAUCCCAGCAUUGAGCAGCUUGGCCCGCAUUAAAUCUCUCAUAAAUUAGGAGGUGCGGUGUGCUAUCUCACUUGCUACUUUUGUGUUGAGAUACUCGAAAAUGACUGAAGAGCACAUAUUCAUAUAUUCGCCUUUCAGUGUUUUCAGAUCCGAAAUAGGACUAGUUAAGCGUGUUAUUACCACCAGCGAAGGGUCUAAAGUGUUCAAAAUGGUCCUUGUAACUACACAGAGCAGACUGGGCGCGUGCUCGGAUCGCGCAUACACGAGCAUAAGCUGGCUGUGCGAUGAGGCGACUCAUUAUCACAAGUGGCCGUCCACACCUACGAAAUGGGUCACGAGUUUAACUUUGCAGCUGCCAAAAUAGUCGUCCACGCCGGAAACAAAGCAGACCGAGAAUUGAUUGAAACCUGGGCCUCGGAUGAGAACUCAGUCAGUCGAUUUAUCGAUCUGGCGCCGGCCUACAGAGCCCUGCGUAGUCACCUCCAGUCUUGCGCCGUCGGUCGAUGAUCGCGGCUUCGUGCCUUAUAACUGUCGCUUGUUCUGUUGCUGCUACUACCUCUGACGAUGGACUCCUGCACGAGUCUGAAAGCUCAAGACAAUAAACAAAGUGUUCCGGUGCUCGACUCUUCUUCUUCACUUAUGUUCACUCUCAUCGUUUAAGAACCCCAUUUCGCGAUCCUCUGCUGGACCUUUUGUGCGUUCUCACCUACAUAAGAUCCGGGUUGUCCUUAUUGUGGCCUAGUACCCUCGGAGCGGGAGCCAGGUCGUGCAUAGUACGCGUAGACGAGUUGUUUGCCCUUGUUGCGCUCGCACCUACCUCCAGUCGGCCUUGCCAUCAAAUCGUGGGUGUUGUGUCCACUCCGUUGGAUUCGCGGUGGACGUCGCCACCGCAUCCUGCGCUCGCUCUUAAUUCACCUGUAUAUUCGAGAGUCCGUGUUCCUCUUCGCUUCUGCCUUACUAGACCAUGCCUACCACAGCUCUCUAUUCCUUUCAGGAAUGGACAACAGAUGAGGAGGCUAUUUUUUAAGAAGAAGAAGAAGAAGAAGAAGAAGAAGAAGAAGACACGAUCGCUGGGGCAGGAGCUUUAUUAGCCUGACGUUUCGGAUUCCUGCUCGAAUCCAUCAUCAGAGACAAAAGCAGAUAAGGGUGGUUCAUGCUUCUGCGGCUGCAGUAUUUAUAGAAUCCAGUAGCCAUGCUACCGCAUAGCUAUGAAUAUUCAUGGCUCCCUUCCCUUCAUCAGGGAUCGUUGUACGUGGCGUGAUGGCCGACAUUCGCGUCGUUAAUUGCUGCAAUUUCAUCACGUGCGUUGGAUGUUGGUGUGAUGAUUGCUCGACCAUCUGACGCGCUGACCCGGGUGUUGGGAAGAGUGUUCACCUGUGAGCAGGAAUCCGAAACGUCAGGUUAAUAAAGCUCUUGUCCCGGCGAUCGUGUCUUCUUCUUCAAGACUGCUUCCUGGGACUCGUCAUUUCGCUUCUAUUAGUCCAUGUUCCUCUUCGCCUCUGCCCUACUAGACCAUGCAUACCACGGCUCUUUAUUCCUUGCAGGAAUGGACGACGGAUGAGGAGGCCAUUUUUAUCCGUCUGACUAACAAGUACCCUGGAGGCUUUCCAAACCGCUGGCAAAAGAUUGCGGAAGUCUUGGGGCGGUCGGUGGCGGACGUGACCGCGCGAGCAUCCGCCAUUUCGGCCCGAAUGUCGGAAAGAAUGCAAGUAAAUCGUAAGUUGCCUUGUCAGUGCAUUUGGAGUAAUUCUCUGUCUGGAGUCGGCCGUCUUCUGUCACUGGACUUUGUUAUUCCACUUGCUUCCGUUUUUCAAACUCAUAUAUCGAAGGAGACAGUCAAUAAUCCCAAGCUAUGCUGACUUAUUUUCUUAAUAAUGCAACAUCAAAGGGGGUAGUACAUAAGUUAACUUGUAUAAACAGUAAACACGGAAUAUUAGAUCAGGUUUAUUCGUGCCCCCUGGCACUAGACACCAUUCUCUCACGAAAAAUAACAACUACCUGUCCAUGAACGUCAUUAAGAAAAUAAGUCCUAAACUAUUCUUUUCCGAUGUCAGAAAUUAUGCCUUCUUGUGAUUUAUCAUUUCAAUAAUUGACAUUUUGGCUUGAUAAGAUCUCAAUUUCGGAACCAUUUGGGAUGUUCACCGCAGUGUAAUUACCGUCAAAUAUCCGCGCGUAUCGCAAACCUGUAUAAUGACAAUGCUGUUUGUUACAGCUCUAUCCAAAUAUUAUAUUUCAGGAUUCCUUUUUAUCUCAAUGUUAAAAUAACUUGGAACUUACAAAACCCAUCCAUUUAGAUAAUAGAUUUUUCAUUCGUGUAAUUUUACAUAAUGGGCUUAUAAGAAGUGGAUUUUUCUCUCAAGGGCUUCGCUAAAAUCACAAUCUUCAUAGACUGGAACUGAGUUCCGUAGCUGCCACAUCGAACGCUGCAUCCUCUCUUGAAGCUACAGAUGCUGUUAAGAGUUGGCGAAUCGGUUCGAUAUGCUCGUUGUUGGGAGUUGCGUGAACUGAGUGACUGGUUACGGCGGCGACGGCGGGACCGUUGGUGGUGGUGGUGAAGUUUAGGACUAUUUUCACUCGCUGUUGGUUAUCCAUCUGCCGACGGUACUUUGUCAUGUAUGGGCACGGACUGCUUAUUAGAUAUCACCAACCAAACGAUCGAGCAAUAUCAUCAAGACUUUAUCAACGUCUUGUGGUUGUCGGAAGUCACCUCACGCACUCUUCGUGUCGGCCUCGAGAUACCUUUCAGACGCCACCAUUCCUCAUGUAGCUUCUCAGUGACCUCUUCUCCCCAAUUCGCGUGUCUUAGGGGGUAUCGUCCCUCUUCUCAAACUCUUGUACUUGCGCACCUGCGCUUGAUGCAUUCGUAACUAUGCCUCAUUAGUCAACCUGAAGAAUUUCACGGAUAGUGCCUCUUCACGCGCGAAGAUCGACGACAGUUAUUCUCCAGAGCUUGUUGUACUGUCUACAACAGUGAUUGUAAGUGUCUGCUAUACCGGAAUCAGUAAACCAUGGCCCUCGCAGCCUAGUGUGCCUUAGUAGUUACCCGGCACCUGGUUCGUUGCCGGUAGAUGCGCUCGCGCUCCUGCUGAGUAUACGCGUCUUGAGCUCAGUCGUGGUCUUUCUGACCUGUUGUGGUGCUGUUGUUGGUUAAAAUCCUGGUGAAGUGUUUAUUGUGGAUCUGGAGAUGUGGUGGUACGUCUAGGUGCGGGUCCGGCCGUGCCAGCCACCUGCGCCCUCUCCCUCUGGUGUUCUUCACGACUAUGUCGCGACACCGGGCCCAGGCGGGGGGAGGAGAGAGUGCGGUAGAUGCUGCGAAAGUCCACUCUCACUGCAAACUAACUGCAAGCGCAAGCCACCGAGCCUGUUGUGAAGCACACGGUAGACAUCGAACACCACACAGCUUCUCAGUCUUCACAGCAACCAUCCGGUGGCUCACAAACGAAGCUGUGUGAAGACGUUCUUCAAACGGAUCCAAACUCAUUGCAGCAAACCGGAGGACAGAGCACGUGAGACCCGUUAUCUCCGCGACCAGUUUGUGCAAAAUGGCUAUCCGAGGGUAUUCUUGAGUCGCUGUCUACGCGGUCGGCACCAGAGAACUCGAACAUCAACGCCACCGACGGUAUGGCAUUCUCUGUCAUACAUCAAGGGCGUUUCAGAAGCGACCGAGCGCAUUGCUGCGGAGCUAGGUGUUGGAAUUGCACACCGUCCCAAAGCCACCAUGCGCAAUAGGGUCAUAAAAAUCAAAGACCGGUUAAAACCUGAUGAGCAAUCUGGAAUAGUGUAUCGCAUUCCGUGUCAAAAUUGUCCUUGUAACUACACAGGACAGACUGGACGCAUGCUCGGAUCGCGCAUACACGAACAUGAGCUGGCCGUGCGACGAAGCGACUCAUUAUCACAAGUGGCCGCCCACACCUACGAAAUGGGUCACGAGUUUAGCUUCACAGCCACUAAAAUAGUCGCCCACACCGGAAACAAAGCAGACCGAGAAUUAAUUGAAGCCCGGGCCUCGGAUGAGAACUCGGUCAAUCGACUUAUCGAUCUGGUGCCGGCGUACAGAGCCCUGCGUAGUCAUCUCCAGUCUUGCGCCGUCGGUCGAUGAUUGGCCUACAUGCCUUAUAACUGUCGCUUGUUCUGCUGCUGCUACUACCUCUGACGAUGGACUUCUGUAUGAGUGUGACCCCUCUGCCGGCCGUACUUAAACUGCGAAGUUGGAUUCGGGGCAGCAACGUUUUACGUGUAUGACUGACUGCAAAGACUUUCAUUGGUCAAUUUUCUUGACUGGCAGACAACUCUGGUGCGUGGGGAUUCAGGCCUUUUUUAAAUAGCCGCUUUAGUCGUAGUUUAUAGUCCUCUUUCGCACUGCAGAUGCCAACUCCUGACAUUGGACAGGUGGGCUUCCUCGUUGACAUUCCCCCCCCCUUCCCCCCAUAGUUCCAGUUGACAUUAUGUCUUUUGUCUUGUACGGGUUCGGUUGGUGACCACAUGUUACACAUCUCCCCACCCCCAAUUUCCGCCUCUCGACAACAGCCUCCUAAACUUGUCCGGUUUCUUUUUACUAAUUCCGACAAAAAGAUAAAUAAAUAAGUUCUCCGUCGUAUCCACGUUCGGCUGCCUUUCUCGCUCUUAUUACUUUACCCUGUUCGAGUGAUUUGGGCAAAUUAUAGCUUUUUUCCUUUAGCUGACUUCGAAUCCAAUGUGGCGAAUGCAUCUGAUGGAGAGGAGGUGGAGGAGGAGGACAGUGACGACUACUACCUCUCCAAACGUAAAGCCAAACGCCUUGGUAAAGCACCAAAAAUCUCUGCGCCCAAAGAUGAGACAGCCGACGACAACGACGAUGGAGGUUGCAAUUGUUUUUUUGUGUUUUCCUUCUCGAGUUUCCCAUCCUUUAUUUUCGAUGCUUUCGUCGACCGUUCCAGCCACCUGCGCCCUCUCCCGCCUCUGGUCAUCUUGAUUCUGUCCUAACACCGGGUCCAGGUGGGGAAGGAAGAGACAGAGAGUGCGGUAGAUGCGGCGCAGGCUACUCUUACUACUACGCGCAAGUCACCCUGCCUGCUCUCACUCCGCUCUAGAGCACGUGGUGGACAUCGUCAAGCACGACGGUCAAGCCGUCAUGUUUCGCUACUGUUUGCCCGGUAACCAGACGGGCGGUAAGGGAAACAUACAGUAGGUGGGCUAACUCAUGAAAUGUCAACUGAAAUUCUGGAAUGCGUUUUCGUUUCGAAAAGAUUAAUUAAAUAGGGUUGUAAAACUAAUCAGCCUGCAGCAUAAUUCUAUAAUAAAUCAGUUACCUCAGGAUGUCGGCUUUCGAAAGAACUUCUUUCCGGCUGCAUGCAAAGACCAUACUCUGUAAAAAAAUGACUACUUAAGUAGCAUGUACUUUUAUUUUUGAUCCUCGAUGCCUCUAAAAGUCCAAUUAUAUUUCAUGGAAAAAAUGCACAAAAAAAUAUUCAUUCUUUAGCUCAUUCGGCAGAAAAGUACGUCGUCUUUCAAUUUUAUACUUCAAUUUUAUCGUUUGGUUUUCAAAAACUUUUGCAAUUCCCGAAUAGUUUUGAACCCGCUCUGCCGUCACACUUGCAUUCAGGGUUUCCAAACUACAAGCCAUGUAUUCUCCGCGUAUGUGAAACCAUGCAUUUCUCUACACUAUUAAGAGGAGACUAUAUGGGUUUCAUAAAAUUUAGCAUUUGAUUUGAGCCAUAUUGUUAACCUUACAAGCCACAUUGGUAAAUGCAGAGACAUGAUGUUUUAUGAAAGGCCAUUUCACGGUAUUAAAAAGUCUCACAAUUAGACAAUUUUUAGAACUGAAUGGUCUUUCCUUCGAGUAUAAAAUUGAAAGACGACAUAUUUUUCUGCCGAAUGAGCGAAAGAAUGAAUAUUUUUUGUGCAUGUUUUCCUUGAAAUAUAAUUGGACUUUUACAGGCAUCGAGGAUCAAAAAUAAAAAUGCAUGUUACUUAAGUAGUCAUUUUUUCCAGAGUAUAGUCUUUGCAUGCAGCCAGAAAGAAGUUCCUUCGAAAGCCGACAUCCUGAGGUAACUGGCUUAUUAUAGAAUUAUGCUGCAGGCUGACUAGUUUUACAACCCUACUUAAUCUUUCCGAAACUAAGACGCAUUUCGGUUGGCAUUUCAUGGGUUAACCCACCUACUGUAACCUUGCUAGUAAUACUAACGCUAUAACUGGCUCAUUCCGUGAGCCUUACACUUAACCUAUGGAUAAAGCUAACAUUCGUACUAGUCCAACCCUAGUAUUAGUGGUUAGGGUUAGGUUAAAGGCAUCCUUGCUUCCCGUCUUACCAGCGGAGCCAGAAGCGAUACCGUUUCCGAAAGGAUUACUUAGGUGGGAUCGCAAUUUUGGUUAUCGUGCAGUGUAAUCCCAAAAUAUUCCAGUCAUGCCGGUAUGUCCACUUGUGAAUGAGCUCCUUUUCGGCCGUUUGGAAAAACCAUUGUCAGUAAAAAUGACUACUUAAGUAGUGUAGUUUUUCCCAUCUGACUAUCGACGCUCUUAUAAAUUCGAAUAUAUUUUGCAGAAAACAUACGCAAAGCUACUUUUAAUCAUUUGGUGACAAAUUACGCCUUGUCUUUCAGUUUACAAAGAGUUUGUAAUCGUGAGAUUUUUUAAGACCGUGAAAUGUCCACGCAGAAUCGUAUCCGCCAGUUCUUUUACUGUUGCUUAUGAAGUAUACGAUAUCGUUCACAUUUAUUGCUAAAUUUUAUUAGCCAUAUGCGGUGUAUUUUUAAUUUCCUAGAGAAAUAUAUGAUUUCUCUUACAUGAAAAGUAUACAGCACGUAGUUUAAAAAGCCUGAACACGAGUGUGGCCGCAGACCUGGAAUAAGUUUUUUUAAAUCGAUAGGCACCCCUGGAUAUAAAAUUUAAAGACGUUUUUUACCACAGGAAUCGAUGAAAGGCUAUUUUUGUGGGAGUUUUCUUUAGAGUUUAUUCAAAUUUAUAAGGGCAUCGAAAAUCCAUAGGAAAUUGUUAUACUACUUAGGUGGUCGCUUUUACGGGAUGUGGCUUCUGCCGCUGGCCGGAAAGAGGCUCAUCCCAAAGCGGGCGUCCCAUCGUGAUUGAAAUAUCUUUGGAUUGCCCUGCACGGUAAUAUUCCGACCCCGUCUAAGUAAUUCUUUCUGAUCGAUAGCUCAUUUCAGGGUCUCGUUAACAUUUCAUGCGAUAGGCCAGAUACCGUAGCAGCCCAUCAAAAGGAAAGAUAUUGGUCCAGCUGCGCUCAGCCCGAAGUCUCCACCUCUGUUUCCCUAUUUCCAAAUCAAUUCGUCGACGAAAGACCCUACCGCGAAGACUUUGCUGACAUCGCCAAGGAGGUUGAUGUCGCAGUUUCCCUGUGUGUAGCCUGCCCUGCGUCCGAAUACUUGUUUACUUUUGCUAAAUCUGAGCACAGUGACCCCUUUACCGCGUGUACCGAUACCUUCUAGCGGCGCUGGCUGAUUACGGCAGUAAACCGUGCUGCAGGGGGUGUUAAGGCACUCUUAACAGGGCAUGAUAACAGAAACCGCCUGCAGCACGGGUGGCUUUGAGCCAACCUCCAGUGAAAUUGGGGUUAGGUUAGGAGUUAAGUUUAAGGCUAGACCUGAAGUUAACGGCAAGGCAAGUCAGGAUAGGGGGUAGUGUUAACUUCAUCAUUAAGGUUUAGGGUAGGGUUAGGGUGAAGAUCAGGGCAACGGUCUAACUUUAGUUUACUAGCCUGACGUUACGGAUUCUCAUUCGAGCCCAUCAUCUGUAACCGUCUUUGAUGAUGGGUUCGAGUGAGAAUCCGAAACCUCGGGCCAACAUGCUUCGUGUUCCAGUGAUCGCAUCUUCUUCUGGACUGCUUCCUGGAACUCACCUGUUCGAUUCUAUUGGUAACGGUUUUGUUUUAUAAUAGGCUUAUUGUUGGGUUUAGGACACGGAAAUAUUUGCCCUUUUCGGAAUUAUGCUCAGGUCCACCUUCGUUACCUACGUAGGGCGUACGUACCCCCGUGUCCUGUUUAGGGGACUACAUAAGUCAGUCCUACCCUCUGUUUUUUACGGACUCACCCUAGAUGUUAAACUUAGAACACUUGACUGUCACAACUGUCACAAUCAGGCACUUUUUUGUAGUUCGGUUGACUGUUUUGACAGACCUACCACUGAUUUUAUCAUUCAAGAAUGAGCUGUAAUCUAUUCCCUGCGAAAUGUUGCUAUCCGAGGUCUUCUGAGAUUCGAUUUUUUCGCAGGUCAUGCAGAAACCUACAUUUCAGGAAGGUGGGGAAAACGUAGACUGAAUACUGGUAGUAGUUUCUAGUCCAUUUUAGUGCCUCUAGACGAGGAGGUAAUUUGUACUGCUAAUUGCCCAGAUGGCGGAAAAGACUUUCCUUUUUGUUGUUAACCAACCAGUCAACCAAAACAUGCUUCUGUUUUCCUUCGCGAUCACCGGCAUCUUAGCUUUAUCCUACUUAGGAAACCUGGUGAGUUUGUUGUGUGGCUCCACGGCGAGUAACUGCUCUGCCAAAUUUGCAGCCAAUUAACCCCGCAUUCUGAUUGGUGCUUCCCAAGGUCUUGCCUCUGUGAAUGGUGGUGACGGCGCGAUCGAAAGUGACGACCAAUCCGGUUACGCCAGUCGGAGUAAGCAGAAGAAACAGCAAAGUGCCAAUAAGGGCGGCCUACAGCGCAAGCUGGAGGAGAACUCAGCGGCCAGUGGUGGGUGGAGCCAGAAAGAGCAAAACCAACUGGAGACUGCCAUUAAAUCCAUUCCUAAAGGCGUGCCUGAUCGGUGGCAGAGGAUCGCGGAAUGUGUUCCCACGAAAUCCCUGGUGGGUUUCCCCUUCUUUUUAAUGCCUGUUUAGCAGGAAAUGCGGAACGCAUUUUUGCAAAAGACAUUUAUGUGCCGGACCGCCUGAAUGAUUAUGCAUGCGCCAAAUCUACUCCACACAUACUUUAGCACUUUGCCUGCUAUCGAUGUCAUGCGAGACUUUGUCAUUAGAGAAGUCCAGAAGUCUGAGGACUGUGUCACUCCACUGUAAUAUUAGUUCCACAUUUGCAAAUUUUGCAUAGAGAAGAGGCGACUGAUGCAUGUGAGAGACAGGAUAGAUUGGAGCCGACACUGGAGAAUCCAUCUUCACACCACAUCAGGGCGUUCUCCGUCAUAAUAAAUCUGACGAGCUUGAAUCCAUCACCACCACCACCACUUGGAGGGUUGUCGACUGACGGAAUAACUCGGUCCUCAUGGGUGUAUUUUGGUGUGACCGUAGAACUGAGGGUGAGGCUGUAAUGGCUCCUUGAUGUGGCCGUUAUGACAUUCGCUCACAAGUGAGAUCCGAACCGACAGGCGGACAGUAAACCGUUUGAAGAAGAAAAUAGGCACUCCGGAACAGGUUUGUUUAACUGCUGACGUUUCAAAGAGCUGGGUCGGCUCUUCAUUGUCAAAGCGAAAAAUGCACUUAAUCGAUCGGAAAUCGAUCGGAAGUCAUUCGUCUGAAGAUGAAGACGGGUUCUCCGAAACACAUUUAUUUAGGUGCUGACGUUUCAAAGAGUUUGGUGGGCUCUCCAUUGUCAAAGCGUAAAAUGCACAUAAUCGAUCAGAAAUUGCAUGUGGCAUCUUCUGUUGGUCGGCCUUAUUCUGAUCGAUUUUUCUCUCCUCUCGCUGCCUCGGCCUCUCGGGAGAUGGUGGACGGGCGUUUUGCCUGUGUGCUUUGUGAGUCACCACUCCGUCGAGGGGAGCUGAGUGAACUUCUGUCGGGCGGUCGGUCUGGCGGUUCUUCUUCUUCCUCACCGAGUAAACUCAGCGUCGGGCUAUCUCCGUGCGGCCUUCUUAAGUCCGGUGUGGUUGUUUGGUCCUGAGGUCUACGAUUGUGAUGACGUAGGACUUUGUAAGCUGCAGGAAGGUCCAGAUGCCUGUUGAUAGAGUGGGCAUCGGAGAACCACGCCUCGAGAGUUUGCCGUCCUGUUUUUGUGUUGCCUCGGCCUAAGAUGGUAGCCCUCUGGAGGUCAAAAGUAUGCUCCGUUUCUCCAAUGUGUGUUGCUAGUUGAGAGUUAGGGUCUAACCUUCGAGUGGCCAAUUUGUGUUCUUGUAGGCGAGUUAGCAAUUUCCGCCCGGUUUCGCCCACAUAGUUGCUGUCGGCCUCAUUGCAAUUUAUUUUGUAGAUGACUGCUGAGGUUUCAUCGGGUGGCAAUGGGUCCUUGCGUUGCAUCAGGCGACGUCGAAUCGUUGCUUGGGGUCGAUGGGCUAUGCCUACUCUGGUGGUUUGUAGCAGUCGCGAGACCGCUUCGGAGACCCCUUUGACGUAGGGAAUGGCCCUCCAGACUUCGGGUUGCUGCUCAUUUGGCCGCCGUCUGGGCGCCCAACGUCCGCUUCUCUCAAUGAAAUGUCUGGAAUAACCAUUGGCUGUAAAUAGGUUCACAGGGUACAAUCGUUCGACCCUUUUAUCUUCUGGCGUGCUGCAGUGUGUUUCGACUCUUUGGAACAGAGUGCGGACACAACUACGUUUGUGAGACAGAGGAUGGUUGCUGUUAAAGUGUAGGACCUGUCUCGUGUUAGUGGAUUUUCGGAAUACUGCAGUUUGCAGCUGUCCAAUGGUACACCGGCGCACAAGUGCGUCAAGGAAGGGGAGUUGGUUGUUUGUUUCUGCUUCCAUCGUAAAUUCGAUAUCCGGAUUAACCGAAUUCAGUAUUUCCUUUAGGUGCUCUAUGUCACCUGUUUUGACAACGGCGAAGGUGUCAUCGACAUAGCGGGCCCAGAAAUUUGGUUGAUACUUGGUGAACACCAAGUGUUCUACCUGUUGAAGAAUUACUUCAGCGAUUAGGCCUGAUAUAGGGGAGCCCAUAGGAGUGCCUUUUAUUUGUUCGUACAUCUGUCCACCGAAGGUGAAAUAAGUCUUGAGACAGUAUCGUAGAUGCACAGACUUCAGGGGUUCGUCUCUCUCCGUUUGCAUGUGAUAGUUCGACCGUAGUAUCCGACGAGGAUCCACCGUGUGCACCAUAGCAGGUGGUAGGAGCAGGGACGGUGAUAGCAGAUUUGCGCUGCAUCUACCGCACUCUCUUCUCCCUCACUCAAGACAGAAUCGAGCAGACCGGAGGCGGGGGAGGACGCAGGUAGCUGGUACGGCGGAAACUCGCUCGUAGACGUACCCCCUUAUCCACAACCGAUACUGACCUGAAUUUUAUACCACAAGAAAGAUGGGGAGUGGCAAAGAUCCCAGUGGGCGCGGCCUGAGUCUGCACAUAGGCUUGCCGCCCAAUCCUCAAUGCAUUCCCGAUAAUAUCUGUUGGACUCCGAUCUGAUCCUUGUUUUGGCCCAGCAUAUCUACCGCGUGGCUCGUUUUAAGAGCAAAGGUUCGCACGUACACAACACAUCUAUCAGUUCAGUUUUAUUGAGGGAAAUGUAGGUCUUCACCUUUGAACUCCCUGGAAAAGGUAUCAUAUAGGUAACAAAUUAUCGGAGAAGCGUCAACUCUGUACAGAUAGACAAACUGUCUCGGGUGUUAGUGGUAUGAGCAGUAAUACAGCGGUCGUUUCGAGUGCAGGGCAAUAAAUAAUGUACCCAGUGACAAAAGUUGCAUAGGUGCAUGUCUGUAAGCGUAGACGAUGGGUUGGAGACAAUAAUAAAUUCAAUUUAAAAUGUUACUGAAAUAUAUAAAGUAGUAUCAUAGCAACGGUAUUUCUCAAGGUCACAUGGGUCGAAUGGUAAUUUAGUGGACAAUGGCAUACGAAUUUAGCUUCCUCUUAAAGACCUCAACGGAAGCAGACAUAACGACAUCCGGAGGCGUGGCGUUCCAAGCUUCAAGCACUCUGUUAUAGAAGAGGAACUUUCGUACGUCCAGCCUGGCCCCGGUCACACGUAGUUUGAAUGGAUGACCUCGUAGGUUUGUGGUGGUUGCUAAUUCGAAGAAGUCCCCGCGUUUAGUAUCGCUUGCAUGUAUCGUUUACAUUCAAACAGGCUAUAUUCUGGUCCUGUGUGUAAUUACUCCCCGGACUUACAUAACCUUUACUGUCGUAAACUUUAUUUCCAUGGAGGGAAAUUUGGCGACACUGUAUUACCGCCAAAAAACGCCGAUGAGGCUGUUAACUGACACACAAUUUCUCCCCCUUCCAUGAUGGUUGCAUCCAUCUCCUCAGACAUCCAAUGUAGCCCUUGUGCGUACCCUGUGCCCCAGUAAGUCAGGUUCCAUCGUCGGCAGACGACCUCACCUUGCUGGCGAAGGCACACGGUGCACUGGCGAGCGUCAAUCACUGUGAAGCAAGCCUGCGCAUUCUUCAUGUCUGUCAUGCACGAGCCUACUUCCGCUCUAUAAAAACUUGCGGCGUCAACGCUUCAACCCACCCAAACACCGCCCUCUCGUGGAUACACUGAAUGUCCACCGCCCCGGCGGCAGUCGGUCAUGGGCCCCUGUGAAUCCGGAAGCCAAGUAGUACAUGAUCCCUUAACUCUUUUCAACAUCUGCGCGCAUACACAGCCCUGACAACACGCUCGCGUCCCAUCCUCUAGCGUCCCCUUUUCUAAGCAAGCACUCAAUGGACCCCCUAUUUAGGCUUCUCCGAAGAGUGAUUACGGUAGGCCACCUAUCUUAACCGCCACAGGUUCCGUCGGCGUGCGCCUCGCAUACCUACAGUGAGUGACCGAUCCCAUGAAAUGUCAGGGAGGAGGCGUACUCACAUAUGUUAAGCGUGAGCUAUUAGUUUCAGACGAAAAUGAUAAAUGUGCAUGCACUUGUGAGGCAGUUUGGCUAAUUACAGUGAGUGACCUAUCUCAUGAAAUGUUGGCUGAAAUUCUGAAAUGCGUUUUCGAUUAGGAAGGAUUACUUGGUCGCGGUUGUAGUACUGCUUAUCUUGUGGCAUACUCUUGCAACAUUUCGCACUUGGCAGGAUGUCGCCUUUUAAAUGCAUUUCUUUUCAAUCUCCUGUAGAAAGCGUGCUCGGUAAAAAAAAAUGACCACCUAAUUAGCAUGCAUUUUUCCCAUUGAUUUUCGAUGGUCUUGCAAAUUCAAAUAUAUUUUAUAGAAACGACGGACAAGAGUAUGCCUUUUCCAGUCGUUUGAUAGAGAAUCACGUCUUUAUAUUUUAUACUGAAGGAAGGAGUAUGAUUAGGUUUUAAAAAAGCCAAGUAAUUUGGAGCCUAAGCAUUCGUUGGAUUAGCGCUUAGGGAUUUCAGUCUACAAGGUGCAUGUGAUCCGCGUAAAGAAAAUCACAUAUUUUUCUGUGCCUUUAAAAAGAUAUCAUACAAAGUCCAUAAAAAUUUGCAAUGGAUGCGGAUUAUGUUGUCCAUUUCAUGAGGAGUUGUGGUAAACUGCCAGGUACGAUGCUAUGUGAAUGGUCAUUGCGCGGUCUUAAAAAAUUUCAUACUGAGGAACUUUUUUGAAAUUUAAUUAUACCUAAUCUUUGAGUAUAAAAUAUAAAGAAGACCACCACAGGUUCCCUCGGCGUGUGCUUCGCAUACCUAAGUGUUGCUUAAAACCUCGACCGCUAUUUACUAAGAAUCACCAGUCCCCUCCAUCAUAUGUCUAUUUAUUCCUCUGUUUUAGCAAGAAAUAACGGCUCGCGUCAAGUUACUGUCUGAAGUGAGUAAGCAGAAACAACAAACUGCGAACUGA